Molecule: messenger RNA, 1444 nt
Organism: Hippocampus zosterae (dwarf seahorse)
Lineage: Eukaryota; Metazoa; Chordata; Actinopteri; Syngnathiformes; Syngnathidae
Gene: aagab
Product: alpha and gamma adaptin binding protein
Exons: 10
Coding region: 76-1032 (318 amino acids)
Source: RefSeq, a predicted model, not a curated record
CGAGGGGCGGGGGUGAAAUCUCAUUCGUCACGUGACUCAUAGUUAUCGAAGCUUAGCUUUAGCUGGAGCAUUUUUAUGAAAAUGUCAGACUCGGAGGACGCUACAAUGUCUCUUCCGUGUGUGGUUGUCACUAGCAGCGACGCCACCUUUAAAGAAGAAGAAAUUAUUAAACAAAUUCUCGGUGUGAAGACGUUGCCAGAGCCGACCAAACAAGAACAAACAGUAGUGUGGUACCCGUGGACCAUCAACAACAAGUAUUAUACAGCAGAUGUCCGGCUCUGUACCGUCUCCAGCACUUUUCUAAUGUCGUCAGAAAUUGCACAGUCCAUGCAGGCUUUCAUUGCGUAUUUUGAUAGUACAAAGAAGGAUGGUUUGGAAAAGCUCCAACCAUGGAUAUCAGUGGUAGAGGACAUUGCUCCAGAGGUGCUGAUUCUCGUGUGUGACAGAAUUUGUGAAGACGGUGUUACCAGACAUGAAGCCCAACAAUGGUGUUUGUCGCACAGCUUUGAGCUGGUGGAACUCAAUCCCCAGGAGUUGCCUGAUGAAGAUGAUGACUUUCCAGAAUCCACAGGAGUAAAGAGAAUUGUCCAGGCACUCAAUGCAAACGUGUGGACCAGUGUGGAGAUGAAAGAUGGGAACAGUCAGAGCUUUGGCCUAAUGAGCAGUUUGGUGGCUGCUCGACACAACCACCCUCGGAGCUGUCAAGAUCCACAAUCUUCUAGUCUACCGGCAGAGGGCACACUUGCUGAUGAAGUGACUCAUACAGAGACCCGCAGCUCAACGGAGAACACAGUUGUCGAUGCAAUGACAAAUUUGGACAUUCAGGAACUUGCAAAUCUCACAGCUGGAGAUGCAGACGUGGAUAAUUUUGAACGCCUCUUCACCAAACUAAAAGAGAUGAAAGACAAAGCUUCAUCAUUACCUCAUGACCAGAGAAAGCUUCACGCAGAGAAGGUUGCAAAAGCUUUUUGGAUGGCCAUUGGUGGUGAUGAUGAUGAGAUAGAUGGCUUAUCAUCAGGCGAGGAAAGCUAAGAGACAUUGAAGUGUGACAUCAGCAACAUCUCUCUUUGCUACCUUUCCUGGCUGUUGUGCAGGGUCCAGUGCCCCCCUCGAAGGGUUGCUUGCACUUUGCAAGACAAAAGUGCUCGUGGACAUGCUGUACUGUAGACACGUUUGGCUCCUUCAACGUGGCAUUACUGAUUUAGCAGAAAAGAAAGGCAAUAAAAGGGUUGGAAGCACUCGUGGGUGUUCCUCAGUGACAUUUAAGAAAUGAUAAAGUCAGAACAUUUAAUUCAUGUGUUUAUCCUUGGCGUACUAUUGUCACAAAUAAUUAGAGGUGACAUAAUGUGCCUUAUUUUAAGAUUAAAUGUUAUAAUAAUGACUAUUCUGUCAAGUCACAAAAGAUGAUCUGUCAAGCAAAUAAACUGUCAUGUCGUCAUAAGGA